AUGUCAAAAGUCAUUUGUCGUUUAGAAGGAGAGAGCUCAUCUCUCAGCUCAUCAAACAUUGAAAAACUUCUUCUAAUACUUGAAGAAAAUACAUCUUUUGAUAGUCUUGUGAAAGAUAUCAAAAACAAAGCCAAGAAUUUAAACUUUACAGACAAUGUGUGCAACGAUUUCCGAAUCAAGUAUUUCGACGAAACUGCUGAAGAAGAAGUUUGUAUUUCCUCUGAUCAAGACGUUAGGGUGUUUUUGGAUCAAAUUAAAAACCCAAACACAAAGAAAGAAAACAAGGUACUCUCAUUCAAAAUUCUUUCCCCAUCCAACAACAGCAAAAGGGCAUCAAGCAAUCAUGCGUCUGAAGGUGUUAUUACUGCAGCGAACAGGACCGGUACAAAGGACUCCAAUUUUCCUCGCUCUUCCUUCGGUAUCCAAACAAUACAGCCACCACAGGACAACCAUGAUAGCGUUCCAACUUCUCGAAAAGACCUCAACAGUUCAAGACCUGGUGAUAAAGUUGAAGAAUAUCUCAAUAAGAGGUAUUCAUCCAUUCAAUUCAUUGGAUCUGGUGGUUUCGGAUCGGUAUACUCAGUUACAAGCAAAGAGAGCAAUUCACGAAGAGCGAUCAAGCUGAUGAAAAUUGAAGAUUUUGAAGUUGCCAACACAGCCAUGAAAGAAUUCCAGAAAAUGAUUGAAUUGAAACAUGAAAAUAUUGUAGCAACAUUUGAUUCAUUUUUUGCGGGAAGUCUUUCAACAAUUGGUAUUGAAAUGGAAUUGAUGAAGGGAAGUUUGUUUGAUUUAUUCAUCAAAAAACAACAGAUUCUUCCAGAAAAGAUGAUUCUUGAUACUCUCUUGCAAACUUGUCUUGCUUUGGAAUGCUUGCAAACGAAGAAAAUCAUUCACAGAGACAUCAAGCCUCACAAUAUACUUGUGAGAAGUUUUGAUUUGACGAAACAAGAAAUUUCAAUUGGGCUUGCAGAUUUUGGAAUGGCUCGAUCCAUGGACACAGUACACAAAACAGGUGUUGGAGGUACUGUUCUGUAUUUUUCUCCUGAAAUUCAACAGGCGUUUGGAUUAGAGUCUAAAAAGCCUUCAUUUUCGUAUUCGAGCGACAUGUUUGCAUUGGGAGUUACCAUUUACCAGCUGAUUUCUUUUGAUCUAGUUACUUCGUGGGCAACCUUAGUCAUGCACUCUAAUAAUGAUGCAAUUCGUCAAUUCAUUACUUCACAUAUGAAGGCAAAUUACUCGGACUUCCUUGUACAAUUAAUCAUGUCCAUGAUUCGAUUGGAAAGCACUGACAGAAUUAGUGUGUCACAAUUAUUAGGAAAACUAUCAAAGAAACCACCAUCAAAACUACCAUCUAAACGAAAGGCAACACAUGUUGUCUCUUAUCAACAAUCUGCUCAGCUCGAGUCUAAUCUUGGAAAGACUUACUUGGAUCAAAAGAAUUAUGCCAAAGCUUAUGAAUAUUUCGCACGUGAUGCUAAAAAAGGAAACGUUGAUAGUGAAUUUUAUCUUGGAUUUUUGUUUGAAAAGGGUUUGGGAGUAAAACAAGAUGCACAGUUAGCGUUACAAUGGUAUGAAAGAGCAGCCAAUCAUGGUCACAUUGAAGCUCAAUACGUUGUUGGAACUCUUUAUGAAGACAAUGGAGAAGAUGAAAAAGCGAGCGUGUGGUACAAAAAAGCUUCCAUUGGAGGUCAUGCAUCAGCUCAAAAUUGUUUGGGAUACAUGUAUGAAUUGGGGUAUGGAGUUCUUCAAGAUUAUGAUAUUGCUUUUGCAUGGUAUUUAAAAGCAGCAAAUCAAAACAAUGUCGAUGCACAAUAUAAUCUGGCAAGGUUAUAUGAAGCGGGAUUGGGAGUAGAUCCGAAUGCAUCACUGGCCUUCAGUUGGUACCAGAAAGCAGCUGAGAAGGGUGAUGUACAAGCUCAGUAUCGAGUAGGAUUCAUGUACGAAAAAGGAAAAGGUGUGAAAAUGAAUUACGAUAAGGCACUCGAAAUCUAUACACAGCUCGCUUCACAAGGAGUUCCAGAAGCUGAGAAUCGUCUUGGAUUCAUGAACGAAAAGGGCCUUGGAGGUUUACCUCUAAACUAUGUUGUGGCUAGUGAAUGGUAUCAAAAAGCGGCUUCCAAAGGAAAUGCCAAUGCACAAUUUAAUCUUGGAUACAUGUACGAGAAAGGGUAUGGUGUAUGGCAAAGUUAUGACCAAGCCAUUCUAUGGUAUACGGAAGCAGCAAAACAAGGACAUUUGGAUGCUCAAUAUUAUCUGGGUGAAAUGUAUGAGAAAGGAAUUGGUGUUGACAUUGAUUACAUAGAAGCCGUGAAGUGGUACAAAGCAUGUGCAUUGCAAGGAGAUGCAGAAGCACAGCUUUGCCUUUGUGACAUGUACUACAAAGGAUUAGGCGUGGAAAAAAACGAAACUACUGCCUUUUAUUGGUGUAUGAAAUCUGCUGGGAAAGGAAAUGCCCAAGCUCAAAACUUUCUUGGUUACAUGUAUGACCAUGGAAUAGGAACGCAAGAGGAUCAAUAUCAAGCUUUUGAAUGGUAUCAGAAAUCGGCAAAACAAGGAAAUACGUCAGCACUUAUUAAUUUAGGAUACAUGUAUCAUUAUGGCCACGGUGUUACUCAGAGUUAUGAAAAAGCUUUUGAUUUGUAUUCGAAAGCAGCAAAUAAGGGAGAUGAUAUUGCCUUAUUUAAUAUUGGAGUCAUGUAUGAGAAUGGAGAAGGAGUUGAACAAAACUCACUGAUAGCACGAGAAUGGUAUGAAAAGUCUGCCAAUAAGGGAAAUGCAGAUGCAAAGGCAAAAUUAUUGAAUUUCUCAACAAUCAUAACCAUAACUCCAGAAGAAUCCGAAAUCACAACUCCAGCCAAGACCAAAAAAUCAAAGUUCAGUUUGCGAUCCUUGUUUCACAGAAGGAGCAAUCUUGCAGAAUAA
Molecule: messenger RNA, 2922 nt
Organism: Naegleria lovaniensis
Lineage: Eukaryota; Heterolobosea; Eutetramitea; Acrasida; Naegleriidae
Exons: 2
Coding region: 1-2922 (973 amino acids)
Biological process (GO): protein phosphorylation
Molecular function (GO): protein binding; protein kinase activity; ATP binding
Source: RefSeq, a predicted model, not a curated record